Molecule: messenger RNA, 3361 nt
Organism: Pimephales promelas (fathead minnow)
Lineage: Eukaryota; Metazoa; Chordata; Actinopteri; Cypriniformes; Leuciscidae
Source: RefSeq, a predicted model, not a curated record
AUUGUUUGUUUGCUAGGCCGAGAGAAGGACAAAGACGGGAACAGAUGCUGGUCUGGGAGCUGGCGUCGUGUGGCAUCCCUAAACUGGAUAUUAUUCCUGGAUAGCUGUCCACCAUUUUUCCUGAGACAAAUGAUGGACACAAUUGGCUGGCCUGUUAUCUACUGGUUCCUUCCCUGACAGUCUUAAAGGGCAUAUAAAUCAUGGGGGACACAUUGCCUGUCAGACUCCAAGAGAACUGUGCUGGAAGAGAAGGCAACAACCAUGAUUUUACUCAGACUGUGUGGACUCCUUCUUGCAUGCUCAAGACUAAUAGAUGCUAAAGUAGCAAUCAUCGCUAGUGACCCAGAUGUGAAGGUGGGAAGCAAUGUCCUGCUCUUGUGCAAAGUUGAUUCAGAGGGAGAUAUCAGUUGGUUGAAAGAUGAGGUAGAGGUUGAUGAAGAUCGCCAUGAAGUCAAGAAAAAUGACGAGUCCUCGAGUUCACUGAACUUGAAGAGCAUUGAGUUAGGUGACAGUGGCACCUAUUCCUGUGUGUUUGAGAAUGAACACGGCAUUACGAAGAGAACGGACUACCAGCUGUAUGCCUACCAAACACCGGACUUUGGCAACACUAUGAAAUUCCAUGAAUUUCUAGCGAACCAGACAGUGACCAUUCCCUGCUUCGUCUCUGGGAAGCCCGCUGUGGAGAUCUACUGGAACCGGAACGGUCGCAUCGUGAAUGAUGACGGCCAAGGUCAUCUCAAAAUCCUGCCUGAUAGAUCCCUGCAGAUUGUGGGGAUUCAGCCAGACGACCGUGGAAUCUACACAUGUGUAGGCAAGAUCAAGGGACGCCCCAUAACAAGGGAACUCCAGAUUUCUGUUGUUGUUAAUGAGCCACCCACCGUACUGAUUCAUCAGGAGAGAACGAGUGUGUCUGCCGGACCCAAUACCAGUGUGUCUAUAGUCUGCCUGGUCAAAGGAGUACCCACUCCAAAUAUUUCAUGGAGACUCCCUUCCACCUUUGACGACUCGCGUUACAAAUACAACACUGAUAAGAGUGCGCUCACCAUCUCUGCAGUGACCAGGAGCGAUUUUGGAGAGUAUAUCUGCACGGCUAACAAUAAGAUCGGGGAAAACAGUGCCACGUUUACUCUGGAUGUCUCAGAGCGUCCAACUAUAGACUUGGAUCCAAGAGAGCUGACCAUUAUACCAGGAGAAACUGGAUCUGUGCUUUGCAAUGCCACAGGACAUCCAACUCCAACCAUACAAUGGGUCAAGAAGGCUACCCAAGAAAAAAUGACGAGUGUGGAGAGAUCUGAGCUAAUUUUUGAAAAUGUAGUGCCCUCUGAUGGUGGCGUGUACUCCUGCAUAGCCAGCAACAUGGUGGGCACAACCACUGCGGACUUCCAGCUGAUAACCUGGCCUGGGACACCCGCUCGGUUCAGUGUGACCCCAGGGUCCUCAUCUUCUGUCCUCAUCCAGAGUGUCUCGGUGCAGGAUGGAGGGUCUUCCAUUACCCAGUACAUCCUUCAGUGGAAGAAACCGUCCGAAGAAACCUGGAGUCAAAGUGUCGUCAAGCCCACAAAUCCCCUGCUGAUCAAGGGCCUUGAGCCGUACACAGAGUACUCAGUUCGCUUGGCGGUCAAAAACUCGCAUUACCAGGGGAACUUCUCCACAGAACACAUGGUCCUCACACAGUCUCAACAUGGGGAACCCGACAGUCCCGUUCUGUCUCUGAACGAGAAAAAGUUGGAGAAGAACUCCGUCUCCAUCCCCAUUAAACAGCUGGAAGACGGAGGCUCUCCCGUCCUACACUACGUUGUGCGCUACAAAGGGAACAAGGAGAAUGAGGAAUGGACUGAAAAGAAAAUUCCUGGAAACUCCAGCAGAAUCCAGCUGAAUGAUCUCCAGUACAACGCUGAAUAUCAAAUGGAAGUUUAUGCAGUAAACCACAACGGCUCCUCAAGCACUGCCAAAAUUAACUUCACCGUCCCACAACCUGUCAGUCAGCCGUUGCUUGGGAAAGGUGGUGUGGUGGGAAUAGUAAUGUUCAUCUUCUUGCUGCUGAUGGUAUCAGUAGAUGCUUUCUGUUGCUACACCAACCACUGCGGCCUGCUUAAUUUCCUCGCUCGUAAACUAUUUGGACACAAAGUGCCAGAGUCUAAAGGGAUGGAUGAAGAGGCGAAUAAUUCAAAUGGAGACAUGAAGCUGAGCGGUCUAACGCUUCCACGAGGCAGCAUCCCAAAGCUUCAGGCACCCAAUGGGGCAGUGAAUGGCGUUCAUUCAGAGGUCACGUGUGACAAAGCGCCUCUUACCAAAUUCGAGAAGAAACCAGAAUCUGAUGAUCCAACAGGAGAGGCAUAGAAGAAGAGAUUUUACAAGAGAAAAUUUAAAUUCACAGAGUGAAGAAAUUUCACACAAAUCUCGAGAUAUCCGAUUUUGAGUUUAAGGGUGAAGUGUGUCUUUUAUCUUUUUUUGUGUGUUAAAGUACUAUAGAUAAUCCAUUUGUAGUCAAUGAAGGUUUAAACACUAUGGCUCUGCGGUGCUAUGAAAACAUUGCUGUGUUUGUUUGAGCAUCUCGACAGGCCCAAGAUAGCAAGACCGGCUCAACCAAUAGUGUGAGAUUUGGGGCGGGACUAUCUGUUUGGCCGACCAAUGACAGAUGGCGGAGUUUUUUAAAAGAUAAUAAAAAUUCUAGCACAGAAAUGGCACGCUUGACCUUAAAGUGAUGUAGUCCGGAACAAAUAUCAUGAAGAUGACUGUUAUUUGCAGGAACACGUUCGAGAUUUAGAUUAUGCUUGUUAUUAAAUGUAGGGUGUUGAAAGCAUUAUCAGUGUGAUCUAGCACAGUAGAUAGUGUACAUGACAAACGCUGCUUGAGCUGAAUGUAUGUGAGCAGAUAAAUAGUAUAAUAUGAUGUUGAUAUUUUGAAGUAUAAAAUGAAUGUCAUAAUGGGAGUAUAUUUCUUAGAUGCAUCACUAGUGUUAAUUUAUUUUGCAUAGUACUUAUGCUUGUAAAAUCUUGAUUAAAGGAGUUUAAAGGGUUUUUCAUCAGGAUAAGUUAAUGGUGACAGAAUUUAAAUUUUUAUGUGAACAAUAAUAAAAAUGACCCAUUUUAAUAUAGAUAUAACUAUAUUUAAGCAUUUUAUUUUUUAACAGUGUUAUUUCAAAAUCAUAUAUUGUUACAUAAAUACAUAAUGUAUGUUUUUGGGGGGGUCAAGCAACGUUAAUCGUGGAUGUAAAUAAUGAGAUGCAUGCAAAGAUGUACAUAUAGAUUUAUUAAUACUUUUUUACCUUCACUGUACAUUGUAUAUAUUAUUUCUUUAAUGCUUUUAUAUUCAUUUCAAUGUUUGAACUAUUUCUUUUAAAUAAAAAGAGAGAAAUAUC